This is a messenger RNA of Cercocebus atys (sooty mangabey), 537 nucleotides long. RefSeq names its product keratin-associated protein 9-2-like. Lineage: Eukaryota; Metazoa; Chordata; Mammalia; Primates; Cercopithecidae. The transcript has a single exon. The record is from RefSeq and is a predicted model, not a curated record. The coding region runs from base 1 to 537 and encodes 178 amino acids. Gene Ontology annotation, cellular component: keratin filament.
AUGACCAACUGUUGCUCCCCUUGCUGCCAGCCUACGUGCUGCAGGACCACCUGCUGCAGGACCACCUGCUGGAAGCCCACUUGUGUGACCACCUGCAGCAGCACACCCUGCUGCCAGCCCUCCUGCUGUGUGUCCAGCUGCUGCCAGCCUUGCUGCCGCCCAACUUGCUGUCAAAACACCUGCUGCCAGCCCACCUGUGUGACCAGCUGCUGCCAGCCCACCUGUGUGACCAGCUGCUGCCAGCCUUCCUGCUGCAGCACACCCUGCUGCCAGCCCUCCUGCUGUGGGUCCAGCUGCUGUGGCCAAACCAACUGUGGGUCCAGCUGCUGCCAGCCCAGCUCCUGUGCACCUGUCUACUGCAGGAGGACCUGCUACCACCCCACGUGUGUCUGCCUGCCUGGUUGCCUAAACCAGAGCUGUGGCUCCAGCUGCUGCCAGCCCUGCUGCCGCCCAGCCUGCUGUGAGACCACCUGCUGCAGGACCACUUGCUUCCAGCCCACCUGUGUGAGCAGUUGCUGCCAGCCUUUUUGCUGCUGA